Anopheles merus is the source of this 1326-nucleotide messenger RNA. RefSeq names its product transmembrane protein 186-like. Gene Ontology annotation, cellular component: mitochondrion. The transcript is spliced from 3 exons. The coding region runs from base 570 to 1271 and encodes 233 amino acids. The record is from RefSeq and is a predicted model, not a curated record. Lineage: Eukaryota; Metazoa; Arthropoda; Insecta; Diptera; Culicidae.
AACGCCGUCUUUGAUGUAACGCGUGCAGGAUGUUUUGGGUUUCGAUUGUACACAACGGAAGGUGCAACAACAACGCUCCAGUCGGAUCAAUCCGGAAAAUUCUGGGUCAUGUGGUGCCGUGGUGUGUUCGAAAUGUGGUGUGAUUUUGUUGUGUUGAAAGCAAAACUGCCACAGCAAACAAACGUUGUUUUGGGAUGUGUUUGGGCGGGAGCAUAUGACGUACUUGCUUUUUUAUUAUGUUUACCCUCAUCCAGAAGUGUGGCCCUCCAUGAUCGUAUCAGUGUCCUGGAAGGGAAAGGUGAAUGGAACCAACAGGAAGCAAGCAAGAAGCGGCCAUUCGGCAAUGCAGCACGUGUUGCGGGACUCGUAAUUAAGUGUACGUUAAGCUGGCCGUCCAAGAUACGGCCGUCUUGGAUCCCAGAACAAAGCGAACAACACAGAGGAGCUGUCAUAGUCAAACACACAAGCGGGACGCGAGACGCGCUUCUCACCACCAAAUAUCGUGCAGCAGUCCUUCUUCCAAGGCUUAUUGUAACUGAAAUACAUUGCGCAAAAAAUACUUCCUCAACAUGCUGCGCACAUUACGCCUCGUGCAAAGUUUAGGCACGAAGAAGGGCAGCGUUAUAUCAUCACUGAUCCACCACCGGCAGGCGAUCUGUUUGCAGCAACAAAACAUCAACAAACUCGCAUUCGGUGGCCUCGUACGGCACUGUUCCACAAACUCUGCACUAGCAAGUACGGAACAACCGGCCCCAACCUCGACGGAAAAGGAUAAUGAGAGCAACGCUACAAACUGGACCACAAUCUACCACUUCCCGUCAAUCAUGCUGACGGCUUCGUUGAAAAGGCUCAAAUUCUACCCCAUGGUUUGCACCGGCGUUUCCGUUCCCAUAUCAAUCGGGCUCGCUUACAUGGAUAUUUGGUCGAUGACCACUGCCGAGAUUGUAGGAGCGAUUGGCUUUACCACAUCGCUGACUCUUUCGCUCUUCGGAAUGAUCACCGAUAAUCUGGUCGGGUUCGUGUAUUGUGACGAUCGAUUGAGCAAAGUGAAGAUAUCGUUCCUGGACGCGAAGGGUAAGCGGCAGAACCGCAUCUACUCGGUGGACGAUCUCGUGUCCAGAACGGAGCUGCCCAAAUCUUUUCUGAAGAUGUACUUCCCGGUGAAAAACCACGAGAACGGCGAUGUGUACAAGCUGGUACAUCAGUACGGUGAAAUAUACGACGUGCAUGCGUUUAACAAGGUAUUUGGCCAUGAUGUUGUUAGCAAGUGAGCAGCAAGAGAUGGGUAGAAAUGAAUAAAAAUGGAUUGUUUGUAAAUUAUUUAAA